Molecule: messenger RNA, 1990 nt
Organism: Erythranthe guttata (spotted monkey flower)
Lineage: Eukaryota; Viridiplantae; Streptophyta; Magnoliopsida; Lamiales; Phrymaceae
Product: ARM repeat superfamily protein
Source: RefSeq, a predicted model, not a curated record
UAGGUAUAAACCGUAUAUAUAUAAAUAUUAGGUAUCACAAGCUAAUUAAGUCCAAAAAAUUAGGUUCCCUCCACUAUUUCUUCCCUACUCCUUAGCAUUCAUUUGACUGUUGACAAAAUUACAUCAAUGAUUAGGUCAUACCUCAUCAAGCCAAAGUAAAUUCCCACAAACCACAAGGGCAUUACGGUAACUUCACACCUUCACUUGCAAUAAAAUAUAUUCAUUACAGUUGAUGAAAACGUAGCAGAUAUUUGUAUUAAAUUGAAUUUUCCCAUGAAAACAGACAAGAUUUCUUAGGCUGCAUGUGCAAGAGAUCUGCUCCCUUUUGUAUUUACCCACAAAGUCUUCUUCCCCCCUUUGUUUGAUUCUUGAUCAACUUUUUAUUCUCUCUCAACCCUAAAAAGUCAGACUCAGAAUUGACUAAUCGAAAUUAGGCAGCCACAAGAUUUUUUUUGGUCAAAAAAUAAAUUCUUUGAAAUAUGUCAGAUUCUUCUUCUUCUUCUUCUUCUUCUUUAACUAAUAGUAAUUGGCUCUUUGCACUAAGGUUCUUUACUCGCAUGCGACGGCUCCUCCACUCAAGGCCGACCAAUAAGCAGCUUCAACCGCCGCAGACGGCGGAGGAGAAGCCUAUUGUUGUGGAUAUGGUGGUUGUGUGUAAAGAAGCUGAGAUUGAAGAGAGGAGGGAGGAAAUAUUGGAUGAUCAUCGUCUGCAGAAGUGUGUGAAGAUGCUUCAUUUUGGGGGGUGGGAUGAUAAAGAAGCGGCGGCGAAGGAGAUUAAGGAGCUGGCGGAGGAAGGGCUGAAGCGCCGGAAAAUUACCAUGGCGGAGCUGGGUGUUAUUCCGCCGCUGGUUGCCAUGGUUGGCUCGGAGGUGGCGGCGCGUCAGAUGUUGGCUGUUCGGGCGUUGAUUGAGCUCGCCAAUGGUUCUUUCACGAACAAGGCUCUAAUGGUGGAGGCAGGAAUCUUGUCACGAAUACCCGAUGACAUCACGACAACCCUAGACGAGACAGCUAAGCGAGAAUUCGCACAGCUCCUCUUGUCGAUUUCCGCACUAGCCAACAGCCAAUUCUCCCUCACCUCAUCAAGAAUCAUUCCAUUAAUAGUCUCCAUUCUCGAAUCUUGCUCAACUAUCGAGACCAAAGAUUCUUGCUUGACAGCGUUGUACAAUCUGUCUUCGGUUCUAGAAUAUUCCGGAAGCUUGAUCGCUAAAGGGGUCGUCGACAUUUUAAUUAGGCUCUCCUCGAUAAAAGAAGCUUCCGGAAAGGCCUUAGCAACUCUAGGUAACCUAGUCGUAACCCUAGCAGGAAAAAAAGCACUCGAGCAAAACCCGAUGAUACCCGAGUGUUUUAUCGAGGUUAUGACAUGGGAAGAUAAUCCGAAAAGCCAAGAGUUGUCGGCUUAUAUUUUGAUGAUUUUAGCCCACCAAAGCUCGUCGCAGAGGCAGAAAAUGGCCAAGGCUGGAAUUGUGCAAGUGCUUUUAGAAGUGGCACUUUUGGGUAGUCCGCUUGCUCAGAAGAGGGCUUUGAAGAUAUUGCAGUGGUUUAAAGACGAGAGACGAAUGAGAGUGGGCCCACAUUCGGGCCCGCAGGUGGGGAGGGUUGUGAUUGGUUCGCCGGUGAAUCGGAGAGAUGUCGAUCAAGGGAAGAUUUUGAUGAAGAAAAUCGUGGAGCAGAGUUUGUAUAAGAAUAUGGAGACGAUUACUACUCGAGCCAACGGUGAUGGCGAUUCUUCGAAGCUUAAGGCUUUGGUGAUUAGUUCGAGUUCUAAGAGCUUACCUUACUAAGUACAUGAUGCCUUUCUUUUCGGGCUUUUUUUUUUUUUUUUUUUUUUUUGAGGUUUAGAAUCCUCAACAAAGGGAAAAGGAUGACUUGAUCUUCUUACAUUGCACUUCUGGUGCAAAAGAAAAGAAGUGUUUGUUGAUUUUGAUUGUAAAUUAAAGGGGAUUUUCAGUAUUUUACUUUUGCUUUAUUAAAAUUGUGGAAUUAUGAAUUA